This is a messenger RNA of Meloidogyne enterolobii, 1092 nucleotides long. The record is from the annotation of a GenBank genome assembly. Lineage: Eukaryota; Metazoa; Nematoda; Chromadorea; Rhabditida; Meloidogynidae.
CCUACCAAUUUAUUUUUAAUAUUUUUAGACACAUUUUAAUUAUUUUUUGCAUUUUUUCAGUUAAUUUUUGUUACUUAAAUAAAUUCCCAAAGAAUGCUUUCCUUACCAACAGAGACAAAGCUUGAUAUUUUUAAAUACUUCACCCAUCAACAAUUUUGUUCAAUUAAACAAACAAAUUUUUAUUUUUAUGAUUUUAUUACUAAUUUUGAAGGAGAACUUGCUCGGGAAAAAUUAUAUGAUAUCUCUAUUGAUUGUUUUCAUCGAUUCAAAAAACUUCCUCAUAAAUUAAUUAAACCUGACGCUAAGGAUUCUGACUUUCUUUUGAGUGAACAAAUUGAAGAGAAGUUGAAAAAUGGACUAGAAACCCCAAUUCCUUUGUAUUUAUAUGAGCAAGAUUUCCCCGAAAAUAUUGUUAUCUGUUUAACCGAAGAUGUGCUUAGUAAAAAUUAUCUUUUACUUCAACUACCAGACAUUAUUAAAAGCAAAGACGACAUCAGAAUUGUUUAUUAUUAUUUAAAUAAAUUAUUUAGUUGCUCUUUUGAAUAUUGCGGCUUCGAUAUAUUUAUCUUCAAUUCGGAAUUAAUUAAAUUAUUAUUUGGAAAUUCUAAACAAAUUUGUAUUCGAGAAUUUUAUCUGGAAAUUACGGAUCACAUUAUUGAAAAUGUCUUGAAAUUCAUUUUGAAUCAUCUAAUCAGCGACAGUAUUGGCAUUAAUUUUAGUUUAUCAAAAGAAUUUCCAAAAUAUAAAGAUAUUUUAUUUAAAAUUUUAACGAAAGGAGACAAUUUUAAUGAAAUUAAUUUGAUGGACUUAUUUAAUUCAACAACACUUUAUGAAAAUAUUAUUGAAUAUAUAGCAACAUCUAGAAACUGUUCAAAAAUGGUCUCUUCUAUUUUUUUUAAUUUCAAUAAUCACACAACUCUUAAAUUAAAUGAGAAAGCAAAAAAUGCUGAAAUUAAACAACUUGAUAAAUUAAAAUCGACAGAAUACCAAAUAGCCAAUAUUUUCAAUCCAGAAGUGAGAUUCUCAUUUUACAGUGAAGAAUUGGAACGUUUUUGGUGUUAUGGAGUUAUGAUCAGCAUAAAGAGAUUGUAG